Messenger RNA from Ornithodoros turicata, 1172 nucleotides. Its product is annotated as putative nuclease HARBI1. Lineage: Eukaryota; Metazoa; Arthropoda; Arachnida; Ixodida; Argasidae. The transcript is spliced from 9 exons. The coding region runs from base 16 to 840 and encodes 274 amino acids. The record is from RefSeq and is a predicted model, not a curated record.
UUCUCUGCUUCGUCGAUGUGCCCUUCGGGCGAUCACGGUGGUGUACCAGCGAAGUCGGCGGAGUCUCAUGUCUUGUCAUUCAUUUGGUAUGCGGCUAACAAGUCUAGCAUGAGGAAUGUGGCAAGCAGGUUCGACCUGGCGGAGAGCUCUGUGCAUCGUAUGUUGCAAAGGGUUGCAGAUUUCAUCAUUGAAAUGGGACCAACUGUCCUCACGUUUCCUGAUGACAUGGAAAAGCUGUCUAGGGAUUUUGAGAAGGUGUCUGGGGUACCUGGUGUGGUUGGCUGCAUAGAUGGAUCCUACAUCAAAAUCCAGUGCCCAAAGAAGAAGGUUGCAGCUACAUACUGCAACAGGCAUCACUACCUCUCCAUCACUCUACAAGCAGUCUGUGACAACAGAAGACGUUCUGUUGACGUACUUGUAGGGAGCUCAAGCAGAACCCACGACGCACGUGUUUUCCGCCAGUCGUCCUUGACCACUAAGCUUCCAGGCCUGUGUCAGGGUGACAAGUGCCAUCUCUUGGGUGACGCAGCCUAUCCUUUGAGACAAUAUCACCUGACACCCUACAGGGACUACAGGAACCUCUCAAAAGCCCAAAGGGAGUUCAACAAGAAGUUCUCAGCAACCCGUGUGCUGAUAGAGAAUGCCUUCAGCAGUUUGAAUAAACGCUUCCGUCAACUCAUGUACUUGGAGCUGCACACGGUUGAUUGGCUCAACAAAUUUAUAGUCAAGUGCUGCAUUUUGCAUAGUUUCUUUGUCUCUACAAAUUCUGCACCAGCUAAAUCACGAAAAACUACGAGCGACGCAUGUGACUGCAAUUACGAUGCUGGCAGUUCGUCAUAAAAAUGGAGGACGCUUGCAAGAUACUAUGAAUCGUGCGGAAUAAGGGCCAGCGCGACUGAAGUGAGAAACGCUGCAAAUACAUGAAUACUGGGGGCCUGGCAAAAAUCAGCAAAGCUGCUACACAGUUCCCACAGAAUUCCCAGUUCACUCACAAUUGGCUUUGGGAUGGACAGGAUUGCUGACAGUUGAUGCCAAAAAAUCGGUUCAGUGCAGUCUACAGAAUGCAAAAAAGAACGCCGCCGAAGCCCAUGGGGCACCAAGAACUGAUGUGGGAAGAAAAAGACACCACGACAGCGAAGACUUCUCCGAGUCAGACGUUUCGGACUCUGAAU